Trachymyrmex cornetzi is the source of this 819-nucleotide messenger RNA. Its product is annotated as putative nuclease HARBI1. Bases 1 to 819 code for a protein of 272 amino acids. The transcript is spliced from 3 exons. The record is from RefSeq and is a predicted model, not a curated record. NCBI's taxonomy places the organism in Eukaryota, Metazoa, Arthropoda, Insecta, Hymenoptera, Formicidae.
AUGGCUACAAUGGAUUCCUAUAGAUCCAUUUGUGAUCGAUUUAACGUUGGUAGAGCAUUGAGAGCUGUGAGAAGAGUUAUACGAGCUCUAUUUACAAUAGCUCCUCAAUUUAUAUCUUGGCCUUCAAAUGAAGAUGCACAAAUUAUAAUGCACAAAUUUGAAGAAGCCAGUGGAUUUCCAAAUACAAUUGGUGCCAUAGACGGCAUUCACAUUAGAAUCGAAGCACCCAAAGAAAACGCAGUAGACUACAUACACCGGAAAGGAUAUCAUUCCAUCCAGUUGCAAGCGGUGUGCGAUCACAGGGCUUUAAUCACUCAUUGUUAUGUUGGCCAUCCAGGAUCUGUUCAUGAUCAAAGAAUCUUCAGGCAGUCAGAAGUAGCCACAUUCUUAAAUAUUGAAGAAAAAUUUCCCAAUAACAGUCAUUUGAUAGGAGAUGCUGCUUAUGAAUUACACGAACAUCUCUUAGUACCAUUUAAAGAUAAUGGACAUUUAAGUGAUGUGCAGAAACAUUACAAUUUCCGACAUUCCUCUGCAAGGACAAAGAUCGAACAAUGUUUUGCGUUGUUAAAAAGAAGAUUGAGGAGUUUGAUGCAUUGUUUGCCCAUGGUUAGAGUGGACCUAAUGCCUGAAUAUAUAGUAGCAUGUUGUGUUAUCCACAAUAUUUGCAUACUACGUCGAGAUGAACUUAUAGUAAUACCACUGAUAGCACCUGAAGAAGUUACAGGGCAAGAUUAUGAUAUUAACCAAAGACAAGAUGCAAUUGGUAUAUGUAAAAGGAAUAUGAUAAUGCAUACCUUGCAAAGACAAUUUAACGUGUAA